GGGAAUUCUGAGAGUGCAGCUGGGUGGAUUGGCGGGAGCUGUCAUCUGGGCCGAGUGCAAUGGCUGUGGGCUCGGAGGUUCAGAAUUAUUUGGGGUUGGAGCUUAAUUCUGAAGACAAGGGUUUAGAAAGUUAUUCAGACAGUGGUCAAGGUAGCUGUGAAAUGGCCUCUUCUGAGGAGCUGAGUAACAGAAUGGAGUGUCUGGAAGAAGAUUCUGAUGAUGAAAUUGUGGUUUCCAAGAAAUCAAAAAACAAGAAAAUACUUGUGGAAAGUGACAGUGAGGGAGAGGAAGUUACAGCAACUACAGUCAAUGAACCAAAUGAAGAAAGUGAGGAAGAAAACAAGGAGAACUCAUCAGGCCUUAAAGGGAAGAGUGGGCGGAUUCGCUUAGUGCUAUGGAACAGUGACGAUAGUGAAAAUGAAGAUGAGACUGAAAGUGGCAAAACAUCGUUUCAACAUACCCCAUCAGAGGUGCAUGCCUCUACUUUGAAGGAGAAGAAAAGUCGCAAGUUAUCUAAAAAACAGGGUGGUCAAAAGGAAGAUGAGGGAAAGGUAAAAUCAAAGCGCAGAAUGGAAAAGGCAGAGAAAAGAAUGGCAUCUAUAGGAAAGCUGAAAAAAGAUAAAAAGAAAAAAUCACAGAUACAACUUGAAGAGGAAGUGACUCCACUUAAUGAUAGUGGCUGCUUGCUAGCAGAUGGGGAUUUGUUUGAAAAUGAGGUUGAAGAUGUGAGCGAUCCUGCAGAAGAAGAAUCCUUAGAUGCAAUCAGAGCUACUGUUACAGACAAACUAAAGGGUCGGUCGUCUGCUGAUUAUGAAGACUCUGACCCUGAAGAGGCGUUUAGUGACAGACCAGAUCAUGGACAUAAAAGAAAGGAGAGGAAAGCUGCACGAAUGAGCAAAGAGGCAAUUAAACAACUGCACAGUGAGACCCAGAGACUUAUAAGAGAGUCUUCAGUGUCGCUGCCUUACCAUUUACCUGAACCCAAAACUAUCCACGACUUUUUUAAACGUCGUGCAAGGCCAACAUGUCAAGGCAGUGCAAUGCAACUUAUUAAAUCAACAAAGUAUCAACCAUGCAAUGUUAAAGAAACAACUGCUCACGUGGUGACUCAUGGAUCAGAGAUCCAAAAAAAUGAAGUUGCUGAAACAGAAGUACAUAAAAUUGGGUCAGAAUGCCCACUUCAAGAGCCCAAUGACAUGGAAACAGCUGAUCAAGAAGCUGAAAAGAAAAUUAUUGCUGAGGUGCCGUGUGAACCAACAGUUACUAAUGACCUAGAAAUCUCUCCAAAAAAAUUACCCAGUGAAGACCCAUUGGAUCAUACGGAGUCCGUCCAAAGAGCUGUAGAGCAGGAUGAAAAUGAGAGUGCUGAAAUCCCCUUGGAAACCCAUGAUCCACAGAAUGAAAAUACAGUUCAUCAAAUGGCUGAAGACAAUGAAAGCACUUCCCUAACCACAACAAUACAAGCCAUACCCAAGCUAUCAAAGUUGGAAAAGUUGCGUGCUCUUGGAGUGGACCUAUCAUUAAAACCUCGCCUCUGCCCCGACAAUGGCUCUUUUGUAAAUUUAGAUGAGCCACAAGUAAAUAAAGCUCUUGAAGCUCUGAAAGAACGUUUCCUGAAGCACUCCCUUCAAAAGCCCAAACCUGUUGCUGAGAGAAAGAUAAACCUCACUAUUGUCCGCAAAGAGGCCGCUGCUAAUGGGAAGGAGGAGCUGAAAGCAGAUGUUGUACCAGUCACCAUGCAGGGAGAAAACUUAGAGGGGCAAAUUCAUGGGAAACCAGGGGAGAAGCUGCAGGUGCUGAAAGCAAAACUGCAAGAAGCCAUGAAAUUACGUCGCAAUGAAGAACGUCAGAAGCGUCAGGCUCUCUUUAACUUGGAUAAUGAAGAUGGCUUCUAUGAUGAAGAGGAGGAGGAGGCAGAAAUGACUGAGUCUGAAGAGGAGGAAGACGGAAACGCAGAGACUGCUGAGGAUCUUCUUGGAGAGGGGGGUGGAGAUGAGGAUGAAAAUGAAGAUUCUUCAAAGCCUGAAGUUUUAGAGAAAGAUCUAACUGAAGUGUCUAUACCUGAGAGAAGACCACUAGCUACAGAAGCUACCUUGAUGUUGUUUAAAGAUCAUUCCACAAAACAUGGAGAUUCCCUUCCUGGUAAAAUGGAUCAUGGUGAUAGUGUAUGCAAAGGAAAUGGCAAGAUGGUUUCAGAGGAAGAAGAUUCUCUUCUCAAUAAGGAAAACAGCCACAAUAGCAGUUUUGAACUUAUUGGCUCAAUGCUUCCUUCAUACCAACCAUUCACUAAGAAUGCACGAGGUUCCCUUCACUCUACAAUAGGUGGAUUUCGCUCCCCAUCUCCAAUGCACUUUAAAACCAGUUUCCUCAGCUCUGCAUCAAAGAGUUCUGGUAAGAUGUCAGAACCAUCUCUUCCUGUGGAAGAUUCACAAGAUCUGUACAAUGCCUCACCUGAGCCCAAAGCUUCAUACCUCUGUGCUGGUGGGGACUCGCAAUUUCAAUUCUCUUUGGAAGAUGACACUCAGAGCCAGCUGCUUGAUGCUGAUGGGUUUCUGAAUGUUGGCCAUCACAGGAGCAAAUAUAGCUCUGCCAAGCACCGGUUAACCCUGGAUACUAUGGAUGAGAAUGCCAUGGACGCAAACAUGGGAGAGCUGCUGGAUCUGUGUUCAGGGCAGUUCAAUGAUGCCUCUCAGGCAGUUGGUAAAGAGGACAAAGAAGAUGCAAUGGAAGAAUUACUGGGGCUCUGUUCUGGCAAGUUUGCGUCACAAACGGACACUUCAACUCAGAAUUGUUCUCCUUCAAAGUCAGGCAAAGAACCUCGGGAUAAAGAUCUUGUGUCUGAUGCAGCAGCAUUGUGUUCUGGCUCCUUCCCGUUGGAAAGAGAAGAAGAGGAGGAGGAGGAGUUUGGUGAUUUUCAGCUCUUACCAUGUGAAGACUCAGACAGUGAAAAGGAGGAUGAAAGUGAUGAUGAGGAAAAUAAUGAAGUCAGUGAUAAUGAAGAAAAAGAAGCUUCUGAUGAGGAAAAAGAUUCUGAUGAAGAGGAACUCUUAAGACAACACCAGAAGAAGAAAAAGCUAAGGCUGAAGGACUUCAUGGAAAGUGAGGCUGAGCUGUCUGGAGAUGACAUAGACAGUGGAGAUGAGGAAGAGGGGGACGAGGAUGAAUACGAGGAAGAAGCUAUUGAUGAAGACCUCCCUUCAGAUGAAGAGUUGCAAGACCAAGUCAACAAGAUCCACAUGAAAGUGACCAUGGAUGAAGACCAGCGUCAACUUCGCUUCUAUCAGGAGCGCUAUUUAGCUGAUGGUGACCUCCACAGUGAUGGUCCUGGAAGGAUGAGAAAAUACAGAUGGAAAAUGUUUGAUGAUGCCUCUCAGCUGGACAUGUUCCGCAGGGAUUCUGAGCUGGAAGAUCAGGAGGUUGAUAAUGAAGAGCUUGAUGAAGCAGAUGCGAAAUGGAGGAAAGAAAGAUUUGAGCGCGAACAAUGGCUCCGUGAGCAGUCAAGUAGUCAUGCUGCUCAUGAAGAAGAGGAAGAAAUUGGAGAGAGCAGCCAGUUCAUGAAACUUGCAAAAAAAGUUACUGCUAAGGUCCUUCAGAGAAGAGCUACCACGGAAACAAGUGAAGUAAAAAAACCUGUGUCAAGAAAUCCAUUUGAAGUCAUCAGGCCUUUCAGCAACCCUAAUAUGAAGACAGGCUCCCUUUUAAACAAACCAAAAGAAGUCCUACAGAAACUUGCAGCAAUGUCAGAUCUGAAUCCCAAUGCUCCACGAAACUCCAGAAACUUUGUCUUUCAAACUUUGUCACCAGCAAAAAAAGAGGAAUCCGUAGACAGACCAAAAGCAAAGGUACGAAAGAACAUCGCCUUUGCCACACCGUCUCCCAAGCGAUUAAAGUUGGACAAGCUCCACACAGUCAAGAGCAAUAGUCGGAGCAUCUUUCCUUUCUUGGAGAAUUAAUCUGCUCCACCCCAAUCCACAUUAUGAGAUUCACAUAUUGUUUACUUAUUGUACAUUGACGGAUGGCCUGAUUUAGGUGUUGCAUUAUCUACAGCUUCUGAAAUUUCUCCUUGUGAUCUAUAUUCUUUGUCCCUUCAGCAGUGAAGCUUGUUUUCUGUGGCUUUGAGCCCAAAGGAGGCAAUACAAAGAUGUCAUACUCUUUGGCAUCAGUGUUUGCUUAAACCUUAUUCUAAUGUAUCUUCUUCUAUAUGGGAUCAUCCUUCCUAAUUUGUGUGUAUAUAGUUUUAUUUUUUUAUGUUGUACAUGUUUUAUGUAAUCUAAUUUAUUGUUGCAUUUGUUUUAUGUAAUAUAGCCUUUCUCCAGCAAGUGUCUUUAGACUGAGGUUACCUAUUACUUGAAUUCACAAUUUGCAAAUUACAGUUUGAUUGUGCAAUAAGCGUCAAAGGUAUUCCUAAAUCAGUGCAUUGCAAAACAUCUGCAGUUUUACUGUUACUUAGGUCUAAUAUGUUAUGGAAUCCUUUAAAUACUAUAAAUGUUGCAAAGAAAAAUGCCAUGUCUGAAGCUGAUACUUUUGCAAAUCAAGUUGCACUGAAUCAUCUACCUCACCAUUCCAGCAGUUUAUUUUACACACAUUGUAAGCUCUUUUAGUAAAAAGGCCAUUAAGGUACAUAUUAAGGCAUCUAUAACCUGAUCAGCCAAAACUUAUUUGAGUUUUUGAGUCUUAAGCUCUAUAUAAAGUUUUUACUGCUUUCAACAUUUUUUAUGCUUUUA
Molecule: messenger RNA, 4724 nt
Organism: Pelobates fuscus (common spadefoot toad)
Lineage: Eukaryota; Metazoa; Chordata; Amphibia; Anura; Pelobatidae
Gene: CLSPN
Product: claspin
Exons: 25
Coding region: 60-3953 (1297 amino acids)
Biological process (GO): mitotic DNA replication checkpoint signaling; activation of protein kinase activity; mitotic G2 DNA damage checkpoint signaling
Molecular function (GO): anaphase-promoting complex binding
Source: RefSeq, a predicted model, not a curated record